Messenger RNA from Paramecium primaurelia, 513 nucleotides. NCBI's taxonomy places the organism in Eukaryota, Ciliophora, Oligohymenophorea, Peniculida, Parameciidae. The record is from the annotation of a GenBank genome assembly.
AUGAAUAAUAUAUAAGUAUUUCUUAAAGAAGGAGAAGGAAUCAUUGAAAUAAUGAUUAAGAGGAAAUUUAAAUAAUAUAAUGUUGAGAAAUAUAAAAGGAAAAAUUUGAAAUUUAAACAUUAGCAAGAAUUUGCAGUAAUUCGUUUUCGACUUGGGAAAUAGAAAAUAACGAUAUUGAAGAGAAGUGUAAUAGAUAUGUUUAUGACUUAAUUAUGAUGUGAAUAUAAAAUCAUCCUUGCACACAGGUAGGUGCUACGACAUUAUUACAAACUCCUCUGACACAAUUAGAACCUGAAAAACAGCAUACUCCAUUGCAACAAUAAUAUUGGCAAGCUUGGAAAGUUUAAACUUGAAGGAAACUAGGGGAAUCUGAUUAUCCACUUAAAACUUAAUCUUUAGGGAUUUCAAUUGCAUUAACCAUCAUUGAUGUAGCGAUAAGGCAUACCAAAAGGAAAGCUUUCAUUUAUUAUUUAUUUUAAUGUCCUUAUUUGAAAAUUCAAUUUCCUUAAAUAC